Trichophyton verrucosum HKI 0517 is the source of this 633-nucleotide messenger RNA. RefSeq lists its product as uncharacterized. The record is from RefSeq and is a predicted model, not a curated record. Gene Ontology annotation, molecular function: calcium ion binding. NCBI's taxonomy places the organism in Eukaryota, Fungi, Ascomycota, Eurotiomycetes, Onygenales, Arthrodermataceae. The transcript has 4 exons. The coding region runs from base 1 to 633 and encodes 210 amino acids. Gene Ontology annotation, cellular component: intracellular membrane-bounded organelle; cytosol; membrane.
AUGGGUAAAUCUUACCGUAAACACCAAGGCUCUCCUGCAGGUCCUGAGCAGAAGACACAUAUACGCACUCCCAAACUUGAAGAGCUAUGCUGCGAUAACCAAGUCGUCGAUCUCAGCUCACCAAUACUCCCUCUCCACUAUGUGUUCAUUCGUGAAGGCUUCCUCAAAGACUGCCCGUCCGGCACCCUUACAAAAGAAGAAUUCCAGAAGAUAUACCGGCAGUUUUUCCCCUUCGGUGACCCAUCUUCGUUUGCCAAUUAUGUCUUCCGUGUGUUUGACGCAGAUGGAAGCGGUAUGAUCGAUUUCAAAGAGUUUAUCUGUGCCCUUUCCGUCACGUCAAGGGGCAAGAUGGAGGAUAAACUCGACUGGGCGUUCCAGUUAUACGAUAUCGAUGGAGAUGGCAAGAUCAGCUACGAAGAGAUGCUCGCUAUCGUCGAGGCUAUUUAUAAAAUGGUUGGGUCCAUGGUCAAGCUCCCCGAGGACGAAGACACUCCUGAAAAACGGGUACAGAAAAUAUUCCGGAUGAUGGACAAGGAUGAGAACGGAAGCUUGGAUAUCAGCGAGUUCAAGGAAGGGAGCAAGCGAGACGAGACUAUAGUUAGUGCUCUAUCCUUGUACGAUGGCUUAGUAUAG